ACGUUCUAGCUACACUAAAAAACAAACUCUCCUUCUCAUCAAGUCACACAAACGUAUCCAUCACCAAAGUACAGUCUCAUUUUGUUUGUUUACAUUUAAAUAUCAUUACUUAGGAGAAGUUAAUCUUUUUGUGCUGUCAUUAUCUCACUUGAUAAGUGCUUGUUUGAUUGAAGACAAUUCAGCUUCUAAGAUAGCCAUGGUCAACAGCACUGAGCCUCCACCGCGUCUUGAGGGUAAAUAUGCUGCAAUUGUGAUUUGCUGGUUUCUUGGCAUUGGGGGUCUUUUUGCUUGGAACAGUAUGCUGACUAUAGUAGACUACUAUAUUUACUUGUUUCCGAAAUACCACCCUUCUAGGGUGCUCACCAUUGUAUAUCAGCCAUUUGCAUUUGGAACAAUAGCAAUUCUGGCUUACAAUGAGGCUAAAAUCAAUACAAGACUGCGGAACUUGUUUGGAUAUACUGUCUAUUUCUUUGGCAUUUUGUCAUUGUUAAUUUUGGAUUUAGCAACAUCUGGUAAAGGAGGGAUUGGAACUUUCAUUGGCAUUUGCAUAGUUAGUGGUGUAUUUGGAAUAGCAGAUGCUCAUGUACAAGGCGGAAUGGUUGGAGACUUGUCCUACAUGCUUCCAGAAUUCAUUCAGUCUUUCCUUGCUGGUUCUGCAGCGUCCGGGGCUCUAAUAUCGGUUUUGAGGUUAGUUACAAAAGCAGUAUUUGAGAAUUCUCCAAACGGUCUUCGCAAAGGAGCUAUUCUGUUCUUUGCCUUAUCAUCAUUUUUUGAGCUUCUAUGUGUUAUUCUCUACGCAUAUGUCUUUCCUAAAUUAGCAAUCGUAAAGCAUUACCGCUCAAAAACAGCAUCCGAAGGAUCCAAAACGGUUUCAGCUGACCUUGCUGCCGCAGGCAUACAGACCUCACCGGGCGAAGCCGGGGAAGAUUCAAAACAGCAUGAACGCAAAGGACUAAAACAAUUGUUUACGGAAAACAUCGAUUAUGCACUUGAUUUGUUCCUAAUUUAUGUGCUAACACUGUCUAUUUUCCCUGGCUUCUUAUCAGAAGAUACCGGAUCACACAGUUUAGGCACCUGGUAUGCUCUUGUUUUAAUUGCCAUGUUUAAUGUGUGUGAUCUUAUCGGAAGAUACAUUCCGCUUGUGAAAUUCUUAAAUUUGGAGUCGAGAAAGUUGAUCACUAUAGCAGUUAUUUCUCGUUUUUUACUUAUACCGGGGUUUUAUUUCACUGCAAAGUAUGGUACUCAGGGCUGGAUGAUAUUCUUGACAUCUUUCCUGGGGUUAACCAAUGGUUACCUCACUAUCUGUGUUUUCACUUCUGCACCUAAAGGUUACAAGGGACCUGAACAAAAUGCUUUGGGAAAUAUGUUGGUGUUGAGUCUUCUUGGAGGCCUUUUUGCAGGGGUAACACUUGACUGGUUGUGGUUAAUAGGUAAAGGAUGGUGAGAUUUAAACCAAGCUAAAACAGAGAUUUUUAUUAGUACAGUCAUUGUUCUCAAACAAAUGGUGGAAAUGUGUUUCUUUUAACACUUAUAUAUAUAUACUUCUCCUGAACCGUGAAUAUUUAAUAAAGCCUUGGUCAAUGUUGGUGUA
Molecule: messenger RNA, 1591 nt
Organism: Lathyrus oleraceus (garden pea)
Lineage: Eukaryota; Viridiplantae; Streptophyta; Magnoliopsida; Fabales; Fabaceae
Product: equilibrative nucleotide transporter 3
Exons: 10
Coding region: 197-1444 (415 amino acids)
Biological process (GO): nucleoside transmembrane transport
Cellular component (GO): plasma membrane
Molecular function (GO): nucleoside transmembrane transporter activity
Source: RefSeq, a predicted model, not a curated record